Molecule: messenger RNA, 1569 nt
Organism: Scylla paramamosain (green mud crab)
Lineage: Eukaryota; Metazoa; Arthropoda; Malacostraca; Decapoda; Portunidae
Exons: 10
Coding region: 290-1501 (403 amino acids)
Molecular function (GO): protein binding
Source: RefSeq, a predicted model, not a curated record
CACUCCGCAACGUGCUUCACUCCCUGGCCCUCCCUUUUAAGCACAGUGUAGGGUGUGUGGCCAGCAGGGUGCCUACCACGGAGGGAGGCAGGAAAGGAGCAGGUUUUCGCGACCUCGUCUGUUGGCCUGCAGUACCAAGGGGUGGGUGAUCCAGGGAGGCAAAAUCCCCAGUUAGGAGGUUUCUUCACCUGGUUUUCCUUGCCUGGUGGGCUUCCCAGUCUCUAGCCCAGACAGUGAGAAAGAAUCCACUGAAGCCACAUACUGCUGAUGCACCAGCCUAAAAAUAAUUAUGCAAAAAAUAAUAAAAGAAGCUGUGAGCCUUGCAUCAAGAGAAGAACAAAGAAUGGACUGUCGUAAUGAAGACAAUGUAAGCUUUAUCCGCCUUAAGACCAGGGACAGCUGCCAUGCCUUAAGGCUAAAAAAGCGGAGUUUGGCAGUGAAUGUACGUCGACAGCGUCUGGAGGAGGUGGUAAAGAAACUAAAGGCUCCCACAACAGAAGAGUUUACACAAUUAUGUCUUCAUCUUAAGAAGCACAAAGAUCUAUAUGCCUUGCAAAAGUUGCGCCAUGCUCUUAGCAGCAGUGAGGAUAAUAUUACUGUUUUCCUUAACUGCCAGGGUGCCUUGUACUCCUUGGUUACCUGUUUAACAGGACAGGACGGUGCUCUGCAGAGAGAAGCAGCAUGCACCUUGGUUAACUUGGCUCUGGGUAAUGAAAAACAUUGUGUGGAGGUUUGCAAGCAAGUGGGUGUCUACUUAGUUCUUCAUCUAGCUAACAGUAAUCCAGACCUGCAGGACCCUUGUGCUUGGUGCAUUGGUAACCUGUGUGGGGGCAAUGCUGAGGUGUGCAAGCUGCUGGGAUCACAGGGCAUGGAGGAAGUCCUUGUGAAGGCCCUCACAUCCCAUGCACCUCAUGUCAUUCAGUCUGCAGCCUAUGCCCUCACCCAAUACCUUGCUACACUCCAAGAAAGGAUAAGACCAGUGUCAGGAGCCCCAUUGGUCCGACACCUUGUUGAUGCUCUGAGUAUGACUGGAGGGCUCCCUGAGGUUGGCUGGUGUUUAUUUAUGCUCUCAACAGAUCAGGAAGUAUGUCGCCUGCUGUUGGAUCAAGGUAUAAUAGGAUCAGCUUUUAAUAUUCUGGAGAAACUAGUCAAUGAACAGAACCUCAGUGUUGCUGCAGUUACUCCUAUCAUGAGAGUGUUGAUGAACUGUGCUGCAUCUGUGCAUGGAACAGCUGUUGAGAUAUGUUAUCGCAAUGAACAAUUUGUGCAAGUGACAAGAGCUCUGCUUUAUUCUUCCACUCCUCACCUACAGACAGAAACUGUACACUUCCUUGCAAAUGUUUUGAAUGCUGCAUCGGCUGAAUCACUGACAGGUCAGUGUGUUGUGGAGGACUUGAGCCUGAGGCCACGGUUGGAGCCUGCAUUGCGCCGAGCCCUGGCUGCCCACUUCACACUCCACCAGCCAGAGCCACAAGUCUCCUUCUCUGGAGUGUUGCGAUGACCUGCCCACUUGGCUUAUUUUCUAUAUUUGUUGCUUUCAGUUUGAAAAAUAAAGUUAUUUUGAAAUAU